Messenger RNA from Zasmidium cellare ATCC 36951, 1185 nucleotides. RefSeq lists its product as uncharacterized. Bases 1 to 1185 code for a protein of 394 amino acids. Gene Ontology annotation, molecular function: 1-alkyl-2-acetylglycerophosphocholine esterase activity. NCBI's taxonomy places the organism in Eukaryota, Fungi, Ascomycota, Dothideomycetes, Mycosphaerellales, Mycosphaerellaceae. The record is from RefSeq and is a predicted model, not a curated record. The transcript has a single exon.
AUGAAACUCACUGCACCAACCUUCCUCCUCUCGCUCCUCACAACAACAACACUCGCAUCACAAAAUGACACCGAACCCGCCCUCCUCCCUAACCCAACCGGCCCCUACGCAACAGACAUCAAAGCCCUCGAACUAACCGACCACUCCCGCAUCGACCCCUACGAUCCAAACCACGGACCACGAAAACUGAUGGUCUCAAUCUUCACCCCAACAGUCCCAGCGAAAAAAUGCUCGCACUGGCAAGCCUACCCAUACGCGCCGCCUCGCACGGCAGAACUCCUCGAACCUUUGCUAGAAGCGUUCGGCUGGCCGAACUCGACGGAGUACCUGAAACGACUUCGCCUGCCAAUUUGUCCCUCUCAACGCCAGUCAUGGCGAGAGAAGCAGUUCCCAGUCGUCCUCUUCUCGCACGGUCUAGGCGCGAUCCGUCUAGCAUCCUCCUCGCAAGCCCAAGCCGUCGCCGCGAAUGGCUUCGUAGUCAUCACCAUCGACCACCCCUACGACGCCGCCGUGAUCGAAUACCCCGACGGAAGCAUCGUCACUGGAAGGAAUCUCACAUCGUCGCAGGAACUCGACGGCGACGUACAAACCCGCUCCAAAGACGCCAGCUUCAUCAUCGACGAACUCAGCAACCGACAAAGCAUUCUCCACCAGCACUGCGGGCCCGUCGCUAAAUCGAAAGUCGCCAUGUUCGGGCACUCCCUCGGCGGCGCCUCCUCCGUGCGCGCCGCCUACGACGACGCCCGCAUCCUCGCCGCCAUCGAUCUCGACGGCUCGCCCUACGGCUUCAACACCACCGGCACCACCGAAGCCGACCUCGCCUUCCACCUCCCCUCCAUGCACACCCCGUUCCUCCUCUUCGACGAACCCGCCUUCGUCGACACGGCAGGCUUGCCGACGCUCUACAACGCUUUCACGGGAUGGAAGCGGCAUCUGGCCCUCGAAGGGUCGUUUCAUCUGACGUUUACGGAUUUGCCGUUGUUGGUGGAUACGUUUGGGUUGAGGGGGACGUUGCCCCCAGCGUUUGAGGCGAUUGUGGGGACGAUUCCAGGGUUGAGGGCGAGGGAUGUUGUUAGUGAGUAUGUGGCGGCUUUUAUGGGGAAGUGGUUGAAAGGGGAGGAUGGGGGGUUGUUGGAUGGGCCUAGUGGGGAGUUUCCGGAGGUGGAGUUUGUUGCUGUUGGGUGA